AAUAAGAUCCAUAGCAAAGAAAGAUACCGAUUGACUCCCCUCCUUGUCUCUAAGAGUUGGAAGUCAUUUCUGGGAAACUAAAGAACAGACUCUAUUGACACUUCCAGAGGCCAUUCAGUUUUCACUGUCUUUUGAUGCAUCAGUGGUCUUGCCCAUUUCGGAUACAGGGCGCAUGGAGGCUGUUCAUGAAGGAGGAUCUCGUGACGUUUACAGCCACUCCUUCAAUAGGAACUCGGGCAUGAGGUGCACCGUGAGCGAGAUUGAAGAGGAGAGCUCGAGCAACCUGUUUGAGAUUGGACAAUCAGGAUCUGCUGCUGCUCCGGGAAAGGAAGAUGCUUUUGAGAGCAGCUUGUUCUCAUAUGACAUUCACCGAGGUGCAGAGUCGGAGGAGGAGGACUGUGUCUACGUGGCAGUGGGGAAGGACGAUUCGAGCAUGGCCGCGUUGAUGUGGACUUUGAGGAGCAUUCAGGCCUCCGCCACGGCUAUGAACACCAUCGUCUAUCUGGUCCAUGUAUUCCCUGAAAUUCACUUCAUUCCAAGUCCAUUGGGAAACCUCCCAAUAAGCAGCGUCAGUGCCGAGCAGGUGGAAACUUACAAAUCGCAGGAAACAGUCAAGAGGGGGGAAAUGCUCCAAAAGUUUGUGAAUACUUGCAAUGCUUACAAUGUCAAGGUGGACACCAUAUUAAUCGAGAGUGACAUGGUGGAAAAGGCUAUCCUCGAUCUCAUUCCUGUUCUCAACAUGAGACAGAUAGUGCUGGGAACGCCCAGGUCCAGUCUCAGGAGGCUGAGGUCUAAGAGAGGAAACGGGAUUGCCGAGAUACUGCAGAAGGUACCCGAGACCUGCGAGGUCAAGAUCAUAUGCGAUGGGAAGGAGGUGGUACUGGAUCACACGAUCAUCGAUUCUCCUGUAAGAACUCCUCGUGGCGGUGAAGAGGGAUCUGAUGGUACUAAGCAAGGGCAAGAAGAAAACCAAUGCAAGGACUACUUUUCCUGCAUCUGUUUCAAACCCAAGACUGCGUAAAUUAUGUCCUGUCAUAGUGAUCAUGUAAACAGAUUCAUUCUGCAUUACGAGAGAUAACAACGAGAUGCGUAUAUAUAUAUAUAUUACAGAUAUGACAUGUAUCAUUGAUCAAUUUUUCUCCAAGGAAACACAAAACAGUUUGGGUGUAUUCGAUUUGUAAUUGUAUUGCUUUUUAUUUGUA
Messenger RNA from Punica granatum (pomegranate), 1202 nucleotides. The record is from RefSeq and is a predicted model, not a curated record. NCBI's taxonomy places the organism in Eukaryota, Viridiplantae, Streptophyta, Magnoliopsida, Myrtales, Lythraceae.